AGAGCCGUACCUGUCUGAAGUCAUGUGGUUUGGGGUUCUUGUAAGACCCAGAUGGGAACUUUCCCGUCUUGACAAACAUCAGCUGAGAUUCCAGAGCAUCAGGAGGCUUGAUCAGACAGAGUUCUGUACAGCCUCAGAGAGAAAUCUGGUGGCUUGAUGCUCCUCACGUCGCUUUGACUCUCAGUCUGUGGGAGUGUGAACCAUUUGCUUCUUGCAAAAGAGAGAGACUGACUUGCAGAGAAUUUGAUUUUGUCCUCAAAGCAGACUGAGGACAGUGGCUGCGACAAACUAUAUGGAGCCAUCCUGACAACAAAGCAGGGGCCCAACAAAGGCAGUAGGGAAGCGCCAUCAUCCCAAUGUGCUUGUUUACUACAAAAGCACUUUCACCCUUUACUGAAUAUGAGCAGCCUCAGGUGAUGGAGAGAGUCAACUGUGAGGAGGACAGAGAGGUUAAACCCAGAAAGUCAUGUUUGGAUCUUCAGAACAUGGUUUUGGACUCAAGUUUGGGACUUGUUUCUCCACGCUUAAAUCUUUUUACUGUGCUUUUCUGCUCUGCUUGUGUUUGCCUUCAGUCCACUUGACAUCGUUUUCCUGUCAGCAGGCCGAUGGAGAUUUAAUUUCUGAUUGUGUAAGACGAAGCAGACGGGAAGAAAGUGGGUUUUUACCUGAUGGCUAUUCCAGGCUGUGAGCAGGUUGAUGGUCCAGGAGAUUUACGAGGGAGGAGUUUUAUCCCUCCUCUGCCUGGGAGUCAAACAGAGGAGCGUUUCAACAAGACAGUCAGGCACCUCCAUGUUGCACUGGGAGAAGACCGGAGCAAUCUACGAACUGCACAGCUGUCAGCUUCCCAUUGGUUCUCACUGGAGCUGCAGUAAUAAUCGUCCAAAGUGAAACCCCCUCGUGCAGCAGCUCAGUGGCAGCAGAUGUGUGCAGAUGUGCGCAGAUGUGUGGAGGUGUGGGUCAUGAGAAGGUGUACCGCUGAUGCCCCUCCUAACACACUGUGAUGCUGCAGCCCGCGGCAGUCUGUGGUCAGCCGCUGCAGUCCGGCGUCUGCGAUCAGCCGACAGCCUCCACAAGAGACCUGAGCCCAGCCUCCAGCCGGGACUCCCUCCCGCUCCCACUCGCUCUGCGGCGGAUAUCGGGACAGGACGGCUGCGCUCCUGUUGCUCCGAGCAGAACACGGGACGUUCGGUCACAGCGCUGGUUCCGGUUGUGAGGUCGAGCGCUGGUCGCUGCAGGACGAUGAGACCUGAAACUGUCCUGAAACUUCUUCCGUGCGUCGUGUUCUUACUUCGUCACGCAAUGCACGCGCAGACAGUUCCCCCUCCAGAGUGCGCACCAGGCGGCCACUCCAUCCUCCAGAACCCCUACCGCAGCACCACCUUCAGCUCCAGCUGGCUGCAGCAGUCCUCCCUGCAGGACUUCAUCUGCGACCACUCCCUCGCUCCAGGAUGGUACCAGUUUCAGAUUUUUGAUAAGCCGGCGAGCAUGCCCACCCAGUGUGUGGAGGUGAACCACUGUGGGACCCAGGCUCCAGUGUGGCUGUCCCUGGGUGAGGGUGAGUCCUUGCCGGGGCCUCUGGAGGUCAGGCAGCUGACGGCCUGUGCUGCCUGGCAGUUCUUCCCGAGCAGCAGCAAAGACUGCUGCAUGUUCCGCAUCCCGGUCACCGUCCGCAACUGUGGAGACUUCUACGUUUACCUGCUCCAGCCGACGCAGGGAUGCAUGGGAUACUGUGCACAGGAGAUGUCAGACACUUCGGCCACGACGUCGCUGCCCUGCAGCCCUGACGAGGUGAACGUCGGUGGAACAUGUAAAACAAAGCAGCCUCCCAGUCCAUCUGCACCAGUGAUCGUCUCAGAAGUUGCAGGAAACACCGUCUACCUGAAGUGCAGCUUCGGGAGCAGCUCCAACAGCUCACUGGGUUACGUGGUGGCCUGGUCCCGCCUCUCACCUGAGGGCAGGAAGGAGGAGCUCAAACAGGAGACCACCAUCCAGACCUCCGCCUUUAUCGAGCUGGACGGCUUCAACCUCCGUCUGGGGGACAAGAUUUACUGCUCCAGUUCCAGUUUCUUCUUGGACUCACCUGACGUCCGUGGAGUUUCAGUGGAAAGUCCGGAGUUCUUUGCAGGGAUCAGGCUCAGACCUGAGGUGAGCAGCGUACUUGAGGAUGGGAGGCUGUAUGAGUUGGUGGUUGAGAGCACAGUUCCUGUCCCGUGUCUGGACGAGUCCUCCUCCUCUACAGAACAGUGCACUCUGUCCCUGCAGCUCAGCACAAACAGCAAAGAUGAAGGUUUCUUAGGUACAGAUGUGUCUCUGUCCUCCUGUGUGGUGGAUCUGUCCCGGGGCACAUGCAGGGACGGGGUUUGCAGCCGAGCUCUGAUCCACUUCAGCCCCGUCACAGACUUUGUCAACGACGGCAACAGGACAACUCAGAUUGCCAUUAAACCCAUCAGCACACAGAAUUACCUCUGGAACGGAUACACACCUGAGCAUGUUGAGAUAACAGUGAAGGACGUCCCUUCAGCCUACUGCUACUCCUUCACCGAUCCUCACAUUAUCACAUUUGAUGGCAGGCGAUAUGAAAACUACCAAAUAGGCACCUUUGUGCUCUAUAAGAGCAGCUUGUGGCCGUUUGAGGUCCAUGUACGUCAGUGGGAGUGUGGCAGUUUGGUCCACGCCGCCUCAUGUGUAUGCGGCUUCGUGGUGAGGGAUGGCGGCGAUGUUAUCGCUUUUGACAUGUGCGGUGGAGAACUGGGUGAAACCAAACCUCACCUGUCUGUGAAGAACAGAGACCUGACCAAAAGUGGCAUUCGCAUCACCGAGUCCUACCAGGGACGCAAAGUCACGCUUACCUUCUCGUCUGGAGCGUUUGUUCGUGCAGACGUGUCUGACUGGGGAAUGAGUCUGACACUGAGAGCCCCCAGUUCAGACUGGAGCCACACUGAGGGUCUAUGUGGGACAUACGACGGACAGCCAGACAACGACUUCCACUCAGCAGGGGGCGCCACACUGCAGUAUCUGCACGCUUUUAUCUCUGAAUGGAGACUCCCUCCAGGCAACAGCCUGUUUGACACCGUGCCAUCCCAUCUGGAUACACUGAGUCCCCGCAAGUAUUGUAACUGUCAGUCAGAGCCCCGCCUCACAUCUCCAAGAGCCCGAUCUCAGCCAGCCACCUCCUCCGACUCCACCUGCUCUCAUCAUGGCAACGUGCGUCUCCCCGGUGUCAUCCCCACUCUGGACGUCACCGCCGAGUACAUCAGCUCAGUGGAACUACUCCGAGGUGAAGGAAAUGAAAGACAGUCGCUGCCUCGAGGCCAGUCCAGCCUAAACACCCAGGAUCGGUCCCCCUUAAGAGCCUCCAGGGAUGGAGCUUCAGCCUCAGCCCACCACCAGAAACGGAGAGGCAGGCGGCAGAAUCACCGCUACGUUUCUAACUCUCGGCACCAAAGCCUCAGCCAGUCUGAUCUGGAGGGCUUCACCUACUUCUUCCCUGAGGACCAUGAAGCAGCAGUUCAGCCGGACUCUUCCCUAAUGUGGCCUACACCUUCUGGACUGACCGAGCAGCAGGCCAGGACUCAGUGCCAGCAGACUGUGGCAAACUCCAGCAUAGCGUUAGGCUGCAGGCGCCUGUUACAAGAGUCAAUAAUCAGCCAUGUUGUUUCUAUGUGUGUCACCGACCUACAGCUGAAGGACGAGGUGUCAUGGCUGAAUGCGUCACUGCCUCUGCUGGAAAACGAGUGUGAAAGGAGGCUGAUAGAAGAGAGGAGGAGAGAGGAAGAGUACCAGGAUGUUCUGGCUGUCCUCAAGUGCCCCAAUCACUGCAACUGGAACGGCCAGUGCUCAGAGUGGGGCUGCGUCUGCUUCCCAGGAUUUGGGUCAUAUGACUGCAGCAUGCUGUCUGACCAGAUCCCAGAGAUCACUGAGUUGGAGAAGGAGGGUCUGUGUGACGUCCGACAGGGAGACUGCUCCACCGUCCAGGUGUACGGUCACGGUUUCAAGGACUCCUACGAGCUCAAGUGUGAGUUUGUUAAAGAAAAGUUCGUGGAUGGGGAGUGGGUUCUGGACGAGCCCCAGUUUGUCCUGGCCAUCUUUCUGGAUGUGACAGCUCUGGAGUGCCAGCUCCCUCUGGAGGACAGCCCGGCUCCUGCAGACCAGGAUCUGGAAACAGCGACAAACAGACCACUGGCUCGCUGGCAGAUCAAAGUAUCCAAUGAUGGCUACAGUUACAGUAACGCAAAGAUACUGACUCUGUAUGAUGGAGCCUGUCAGAUCUGCAGCCUCGACACUGAAGUCCUCUGCACCCUGAGGGAGAAAACAUGCAACAUCGACGGCCUCUGUUACAGCGAGGGGGAGUCCAAUCCCAGCAGCCCUUGUCUCACAUGUCGGCCAGACUCAUCCAAACACACCUGGUCCGUAGCAGAGAAGAACGAGCCCCCGGUGCUCCAGUCGAUGCCGUUUCAUCUCCGGUCCUUUCAGGGAGAGAAUUUCAUCUACCAGCUUCAAGCUCGGGACCCCGAGGGCUCGUUGGUGCUCUUCACCCUGGAAUCAGGUCCUGUAGGAGCGUCUCUGUCCCCGGCCGGCCUGCUGAUGUGGAAGGCUACGGCUGAAACUACAGACACACACACUCUCCAGUUUAUCGUGACUGACGACUGUAACGCUGAGACCAGAGCCUCCAUACAGGUGUCCGUGGGCUCCUGUGAAUGUCUGAACGGAGCUUCCUGCGUGACCAACGUCAACCUCCCUGCCGGCAGCGGGGCGUACCUGUGCGUGUGUCUGCAAGGAUUUAAAGGUGAAAGGUGUGAGGUGGACAUUGAUGACUGCAAACCCAACCCCUGCAGACUGGGCCGCUGUAUUGACGGCCCCGACUCCUUCUCCUGUAUCUGCCCAGCUGGAAUGACGGGCCGUACAUGUAGAGAAGAUAUAGACGAGUGCGUCUCUCAGCCUUGUUUCCAUGGAGUCGGCUGUAACAACACGCUGGGCUCCUUCAUCUGUGGAGUCUGUCCACCAGGAUACAGUGGUGACGGGAGAAACUGUGCACGUAACCAAGACUCUCCAGUCAGAGAAGCAGCGACCACACCAGCAAGGGUACCACAGGUUUCACUCAGGCCCAAACCAACGGGCUCGUCGCCGUGCUCCAGAAGGCCGUGUCACCCGGGCGUUCAGUGUUUUGAGAGCGUUCACGUCUCAGCGGGCUUUGUCUGCGGACCCUGUCCUCCCGGUCUCCAUGGAAAUGGAAAAACGUGCACGACGACAGGUCAGGGGACAGUCGCCAGCGGAGCAGAUGGUCAUAUUCACAUCUUCAAAUCAAAUUCCAGCAGGGACUUGACUCCCACUUCUUCCUCUUCACCAUCUCCCACCUCCCCCAGACGACCUGCUGACAGGAGGACGAGACCAGACGCCACCAUCUCCAGUAUCAGGAGAGUUUCACCCGGAGACAGAAAGACCACAGCAACGCCGCAGAAUCAAACUGCAACCAGAGUGCCGCUGGAUCCCGACCUCACCACGGGGGUCAGAUGGGGGUCAGCAUCUCAGUAUGUGACCUGUGCUGACUCUCCCUGCUUCCCAGGUGUUCCCUGUGAGCCCACUGUUACCGGUUCCUUCAGGUGUGGACGCUGCCCGUACGGUUACACUGGAGACGGAGUCACAUGUAAAGCUGUGUGCAGGUAUCAGUGUGGGAGGAACAUGGAGUGCACUCUGCCCAACACCUGCACCUGUAAGGAAGGAUACACCGGAUACAGCUGUCACAUUGCCGUGUGUCGACCCGACUGCAGGAACCAGGGGAAGUGUGUGAAACCGAACGUGUGCGAAUGUCCUGUGGGCUACAGUGGGCCCACCUGUGAGGAAGCGAGCUGCGAGCCGCCUUGUCAACAUGGAGGCACGUGCCUGGCCAGAAACCUGUGCACCUGUCCCUACGGCUACGUGGGACCCAGAUGUGAAAUCAUGGUGUGUAACAGGCACUGUGAAAAUGGAGGCGAGUGUGUUUCUCCUGACGUCUGCAAAUGCAAACCUGGCUGGUACGGACCGACAUGUAACUCAGCUCUCUGUAACCCCGUCUGUCUGAAUGGAGGAACCUGCAUGAAGCCCAACAUCUGUGCCUGUCCCAGUGGCUUCUACGGCUCUCAGUGUCAAAUUGCUGUGUGCAGUCCUCCUUGUAAGAACGGAGGUCAGUGUCGGAGGAACAACGUAUGCUCCUGUCCUGAAGGCUACACGGGAAAACGCUGUCAAAAGAGUGUGUGUGAGCCAAUGUGCAUGAACAAAGGCAAGUGUGUGGGACCCAACACAUGCUCCUGUGCCUCAGGAUGGAGAGGGAAGAGGUGCAACAUACCUGUCUGUCUGCAGAAGUGUAAAAAUGGCGGCGAGUGUUUGGGACCAAACACCUGUCACUGCCCUGCCGGCUGGGAAGGUCUCCAGUGUCAAACACCGGUUUGUAAACAGCGGUGCCUGAACGGAGGGAGGUGUGUUCUUCCCGACUACUGCCACUGUCGGAAAGGCUACAAGGGCCUCACCUGCGCAUUAAAGGCAUCACAAGCAUGAUGGAGAAAGAUGAAACAAUGGGAUGAAAGAAGCUACAAAAUGCACAGAGCAAGAAGAGAGCACCAUAAAUUGUGUGUGUGUGUGUGUGUGUGUGUGUGUGUGUGUGUUGAUGGAUAGUGGCGUGUGCAUGAGUGUGUGGCUCUGUGCACAUCUGAAGGCUACCAGAGGGACUUGAUGUAUUGCACUUGUCAUUGCGUCCCUGUAUAUCACUACCUCAAGGCUCAAAGUGACACACAUCUGUUAAGUGCAUCUGCAGCUCACACAGAGACUUUUACACAGAUGUGUGUGUGCGUGUUGCUGCGCGGCGUUAUGGAAAAGAAGUAAAUGAAAAAUGAAUCCGUUUCAGUUAUGAGUCAUUCAGAAGAAGUAGGUUGUUACCAGCGAGCUUUUAGUGUUUGGCUGUGUUAAGCUGUUCACACGUUAGCAAAACGAUAGCCUAGUUAAAACUGAACCAAACUGAUGUUCAGUGAAAAAUAGAAAAUAUGCUUUGUUAGGUUUGUAACCUGUUUUAGACUGAAGACUUUCACAUGGAUUUAAUACAAAUUGCAUUUGUUUUCUGUAUUGCUUUUAUUAAUAUAUUGUUUGAUUUGGCCUGUUUAAGUUAUGGACUUUUAUCUAUACACUGAUACUAAGUAAAUAUGUUGAAGUAAUGAGAAUGUGUUUGAGUUUAUGUAGGGUUUGUUUUUAAAAAAUAAAAACUCUUGUCAGCACCAGAUUACAAUACAGUACAAGUUCCAUGUGACAAAAUAAACAAAAUGUAAACUAUU
This is a messenger RNA of Acanthopagrus latus (yellowfin seabream), 7298 nucleotides long. RefSeq names its product von Willebrand factor D and EGF domains (gene vwde). NCBI's taxonomy places the organism in Eukaryota, Metazoa, Chordata, Actinopteri, Spariformes, Sparidae. The record is from RefSeq and is a predicted model, not a curated record. Gene Ontology annotation, molecular function: signaling receptor binding; calcium ion binding. Gene Ontology annotation, cellular component: cell surface; extracellular region. The coding region runs from base 979 to 6531 and encodes 1850 amino acids. The transcript is spliced from 36 exons. Gene Ontology annotation, biological process: anatomical structure development.